UCUUCGUGGCCCUUUGGUCUUGCCGCUUGUCUGCGCCUCCUUCCACCUUAAAAUCUAACGCCAGGACUCAAACACAACGACGAACUGUCAAUUAUAUGUUCAUUGUUCGCUCUGCUGCGCGUGAACGUCACUGACUCUCGACGGAAUCCGCCGAGGGCGUCGUUUUCCCGGACAAACAACAAGCGGAGCAUCCGUUCAUUCAGCGGAGCUAGCCAGCUAGCGUUAGCCGAGCAGCAGGGGACAGCUGUGUUAUUAAAGGGAGGAUCCUGAAAAUGUCCGGGUACCAAGGAAAGAAGAACAUCCCCAAAAUCACGAGUGACCGUCUCCUCGUCAAAGGAGCAAAGAUAGUGAACGAUGAUCAGUCUUUCUUGGCUGACAUCUACAUGGAAGAUGGCGUCAUCAAGCAAAUCGGAGACAACCUCAUUGUUCCUGGUGGAGUGAAGAUCAUCGAGGCUCAUGGGAGAAUGGUGAUGCCCGGAGGAAUCGACGUGCACACCCGCUUCCAGAUGCCCGACCGAGGCAUGGUGUCGGCCGACGACUUCUACCAGGGAACCCGUGCAGCUCUGUCUGGAGGAACCACCAUGAUCAUCGACCAUGUGGUGCCAGAACCCGGCACCGGCCUGGUGUCCGCGUUCAAACAGUGGAGGGAGUGGGCCGACAGCAAGUCCUGCUGCGACUACUCUCUGCACGUGGACAUCACUGAGUGGAACAAAGGCACUCAGGAGGACAUGGAGACUCUGGUGAAGGACCAUGGUGUCAACUCUUUCCUGGUCUAUCUGGCUUAUAAGGAUGUUUUCCAACUUUCUGACUCUCAGAUCUACGAGGUGUUCAGUGUCGUCAGGGAUCUCGGCGCUAUUGCACAGGUGCAUGCUGAGAAUGGAGACAUCAUUGCAGAGGAGCAGAGACGUAUUCUGGAGCUGGGCAUCACCGGACCUGAAGGACACGUGCUCAGUCGUCCAGAGGAGGUGGAGGCCGAGGCAGUCAAUCGCUCUGUGACCAUCGCCAACCAGACCAACUGUCCUCUCUACAUCACCAAGGUGAUGAGCAAGAGCGCCGCUGAUGUCAUCGCUCUGGCCAGGAAGAGGGGCGCGGUGGUCUACGGAGAACCCAUCUCUGCCAGUCUGGGCACGGACGGAACUCACUACUGGAGCAAGAACUGGGCCAAAGCUGCAGCGUUUGUCACUUCUCCACCGCUCAGCCCUGAUCCCACCACCUCCGACUACCUCAACUCCCUGCUGUCAUGUGGAGACCUGCAGGUGACGGGCAGCGCUCACUGCACGUUCCAGACUUCUCAGCGUGCGAUAGGAAAAGAUGAUUUCUCCUUAAUCCCAGAGGGAACCAACGGCACUGAAGAGAGAAUGUCCAUAAUCUGGGACAAAUGUGUGGUGACCGGAAAGAUGGACGAGAACCAGUUUGUGGCGGUGACGAGCACCAACGCUGCCAAGAUCUUCAACCUGUUCCCCAGGAAAGGUCGCAUCGCCGUGGGCUCUGACGCCGACCUCGUGCUCUGGGACCCGGACGUCACCAAGAUCAUCUCAGCCAAGACCCACAACCUGGCGGUGGAGUACAACAUCUUUGAGGGCACAGAAGUGCGUGGAGCUCCAUCCGUGGUCAUCAGUCAGGGGAAGAUCGUGUUGGAGGAGGGAAGCCUUCACACCAGCGAGGGCUGCGGCCGCUACGUCGCCCGCAAACCGUUCCCCGACCACGUCUACAAGAGGAUAAAGGCUCGCAGCAGGCUCACAGAGCUGCGUGGAGUCCCCAGAGGUCAGUAUGACGGACCGGUGUGUGAGGUGACCGCGACUCCUAAACUGAUGUCCACCGUCUCCUCGGUGAAAACGUCUCCUGCUAAGAUGACGCAGCAGCAGCAGCAGCAGCAGCAGCAGUCGGCUCAGCAGCCUGUGCGUAACCUUCACCAGUCUGGAUUCAGUCUGUCCGGAGCUCAAGUCGACGACAACAUCCCCCGUCGCAACACUCAGCGCAUCGUGGCGCCCCCUGGUGGAAAAGCCAACAUCACCAGCCUGGGCUAAACCUUGUGAUGUCACGUGAGCGGGGGAGGGAGGGGGAGUGCAGCGCGACACGAGGUCACUCGUGAUCAUGUGAUCACCUGAACUCCACCUGUCCCCACACACACACACACACACACACACUACGUCACCUCAUGUAUUUUUAAAAAUAAAAAGGCACCAUUCCAUUUAGUUUCCUGCCACAUUCCACUGUCUUUACACGAGGAUCACAUGACGUGAAGCAGCUGUUUUCAUUUCAUUAUUGAACAUUUUUGAACAUUUGUUUACAUUUUUGUAUUUUUGUUGUUGCCGUUGUUGGACGCGUUCCAUUCGGCUCAGAAAUCUGAGAAAACAUGAGUCAGCAGCUGUUUACAGUGUUGUUUUUUCUCCGUGCUGCUUUAUUUCCCUGAUGUUAUUUGAAAAAUAUGCUGUUAGUGGUCAUGUGACAUCAUGUGACGUGACCACGCUUUAGUUGCGAUAAACGUCUCCGCUGUUCGUAAACACUGCUACACUGUAAAGAUCUUUUUUUAUGUUAAUAUUUUUCUGACAGUCCAUGUGAUUUGUGACGGAAUUCCACUGAAAAUUAUCAUGUAAAACUUUUUUAUUUUUGCGUAUUUUGCUGCGUUUGUUGCGGAAAGUAAUAAUGCGUCAAAAUUCACUUCCGAAUUCUCACUGUUUCGUGCUGUUUAUUUGCAUUUUUCCAUCAAUUGAUAUGCAAAUGUUUUAUCGCUGCUCUUUACGAUACGAUACGAUAAAAAGUAUCGUUAUUGGUUUCCGCUUUUUGAAAAAAGUAAAGUAAAAAAAACUACAUUUCACGUAAAUGCUUCAUUUAGCACAAACUAUUUCCUAUUUACUCUUUACUUUUCCAUUAUAUGUUUUUCUUGGUUUUGCAGUUUCCAAACUCUGGAUGGGGGCCCACAGAUGGGUUGCGGGGAAAAAAAUGUGGGUCCCUCCCAAAAAUAGCAGAAUUUUUCCACACUUUCGUUAAAGAUUUAUGUGUAAAAAAAAAUUUUUUAAAUAACAUCCAUAAAACUAACAUCUCUUAGAAAUGAUUUGUUCACGAAUUCAGAUGUGGUUCGUCGCUAAUAUGGCUGUAAAUUACUCGUUACUUUGUGCGUCAUGUGAUUUGAGUCACGAUCUUUGAGAAAGUGCGUCCGUAUAUAUAGUUUUAGAGAAAAAGACGUGAAACAACUGAUAUGGCACUGAUAUAGGCCUGGUAUUGUUAGUUAGAGUUAGAGUACAGAAAUAUUGCUGACACAAAAAUCGUCAUCAUCAGUUUGAGCUGGAAAAUGCUAACGUUUUUUUGUUUUUUAUGUUUUUAACUCCGUCAGUUAAUCAUAAUGAAAAAAGGUGUUGUUGUUAUUAUUCUGUGUUCUCGCAAAUUUGGGGAACUAAACACAUGCAUGAAACGUAACUCAUGGUGAAUGUGGUUCUGUGAGUGGGCGGGACUAAUGUCACGACCACACCCACUUGAAGCAGUCGCUCCCGCGGCCGAUUUCACGUAUAUGAAUGAAAAUUGGUAAACGUGUGUUUCGGUUCAGGACGGGAAACAAAAGUAAAUGCGACCCACGACCCCAACAGAACAGGAUGGCAGCCAUUUUGGAUCAAGUGGCCAUUUUGACGAUUUCUUUUUUUCUUUUUUCUUUUUUAAAGCGCUGUCUGCACUGAAAAGGAAAAAUAUGAACUCACUUAUUUUUACAAGAAUAAGAGUGUAAAGUUAAAAAGUUUUUCCUCCUGUUUUUUUUUUUAAUCGGUUGUCAAGCGCUCAAACUUCCGAUCAUCUGUAGAAUCGUCGCGUGCGAUGUUGUUGAACAUACAAACCCGACGGAAGAUUCUUUUUCCGACAACCCGGUGCUAAAACGACCAUCGCUGAUGAGUUUUCCCGCUUCCACACGUCGUCGUCGUGGUGGACGUCUGUUUUGUUUUUGCACUUGUAUAAAAAGUUGAACGUGUACAUGAGCUUGCAAACAUGUUCUUUGGUGUGUGUGUGUGUGUGUGUGCGUGCGCGUGUUUUAUUAUUAUUGCCUGCCUGUUGUUGCUCACUGUAUCGAUGAAGGCUCUUUAAAGAACUGCGAUCUUUUCAGACCCUGAUGGUUAAAAAAAGAAAAGGAAAAUCCUUUGGUUUUGUUUCUGGACUCUGUGACAGUGUGCCGCCGUAUUCCGUGUUAGUGUUGUGAAUGAAUUAACAGAUAAUCAGAUUAUAAUCUUCUUCUUCUUCCCUCACGCAUCCGUUUGUCUGCCUGACACUGUCAGAGGAAGUGACGUCAUGAUCAUGUGACCACGCUGUACAAACACUGGCUUCUCUGUUUCUUUGUUUGGUUGCUCUCUCUCUUUUUUUUGCCGUAUGCAAAUCUAUAAUGUGAAGUGAUUUGAGGAACGAUGGUUGUUGAUGAUGUAAACAGUGGUGAUGAUGAUGAUGAUGAUGAUGAUGAUUUUAUCGGUCGUGUGUGUUUUGUAGGUUUUCAGGGUUUAAAGGGAAACAACGUGUGUCGUCAGCCUUUGACGCAGCAUCAUCUGUGUUGACUUCAGUGGAUAUAAAUGAUGAUAAUAAUAAUAAAAACUCAAAUUAAACUUA
Messenger RNA from Solea senegalensis (Senegalese sole), 4578 nucleotides. RefSeq names its product dihydropyrimidinase like 2a (gene dpysl2a). The transcript is spliced from 14 exons. Gene Ontology annotation, molecular function: hydrolase activity, acting on carbon-nitrogen (but not peptide) bonds, in cyclic amides. Lineage: Eukaryota; Metazoa; Chordata; Actinopteri; Pleuronectiformes; Soleidae. Gene Ontology annotation, cellular component: cytoplasm; cytosol. The record is from RefSeq and is a predicted model, not a curated record. The coding region runs from base 273 to 2027 and encodes 584 amino acids.